Messenger RNA from Coregonus sp. 'balchen', 16415 nucleotides. The record is from the annotation of a GenBank genome assembly. Lineage: Eukaryota; Metazoa; Chordata; Actinopteri; Salmoniformes; Salmonidae.
GCUGCAGAUGCUGAAGGCUGUGGAGCUCAACAGAGAGGUUACCAUCGCUCAGUUCCAGGAAGAACUGGACAGGCUCCGAGCCUGUGUCACUCAGAAAGAUCGCCUGGAGAAAGACCUGCACACACACGCUGUCGACAAGGUGAGGAGGGAGGGAGGGGGGAGUGUGUGUGUGCAUGUGGGUCUUUCUAUAAAUUAGGGUACCAGUGAGCAUUUGUUGUAGUGGACAGCUGUUUGGAGCUGUUACAAAGUCAAUAAUACUAUUUUUUUCUUCAUGUUAAUACAUUAAGAUAUAAAGGGGGAACAUACAGUACCAUUGAAAAGUUUGGACACCUACUCAUUCCAGGGUUUUUCUUUAUUUGUAAUAUUUUCUACAUUGUAGAGUAAUAGUGAAGACAUCAAAACUAUGAAAUAACACAUAUGGAAUCAUGUAGUAACCAAAAACGUGUUAAACAAAUCAAAAUUAAUUUUAUAUUUGAGAUUCUUCAAAUAGCAACCCUUUGCCUUGAUGACAGCUUUGCACACUCUUGCUCUCACCAUGUCACCACCCAUCAAUCCCCCUCAGAUCUCCACACGUGUCUAGACUGGGCAGUAGGGGUUAGGGGUUGUUUCUGGAUAGGCCAUGGGUAUUAUGGUAGUGCAGUCAGUCAGUCUGGCACUGUCAUAAAAAUGUUAAUAGCUGUCAAAUACUUGCUUCCUCUGGCCUUGGGAGAAUCUCAAUUACAUUUUGUUGAUUCUUUGCGUCCUCUCUCCUCGUCUCCUUCUUAAAACCCAUUGGAUGAGAAGGUCAGAGGUCCCUCCCCUCUCUCCUUCUUAUCAAUGGGUUUUUGAGAAGGAGACGAGGAUGUGAGGAAUUAAGGAAAUGCAAUUGAGAUUCUCCCCUUGUUUCCUCCAUUCCUUACCUCCCUCUCAAAGCCCAUUGUGGGAGAGGAGGGAAGGUUCCUCCCCUCAGGCUCCAAUGCACUUUCAAGGAGAGGCAAGGAGUGGAGGAAGAAAGGACAGCGGAAGCAAGAAUGUGAUGUCUAGUUUUCACCCACACACACACUGUGGAAACUUUACUGAUUAUAAUCAUUUCAUUAGUGGUUGUUAUUAUUAUUGUCAAUGAUUUUGUUGACAGAACCCAUUGUAUUAUAUUAUUGUAUUAAAUGAUCAUGUAAACUAUUACAAAAUAUAGAAAUGCUGUUUAUCUUUUGCUGUUUAGCAUGGCUAUACAUGAUAGAGAAGUUGACUAAAGCACAAACAGACAUGCAGUGCAUUUUGAAUGACAUGUAGAUGUUUUGUUGUUGCUAGGUGGAGUUAUGGUCUUGUCGUGCAUACCUAGACUCUUAUUCCUGUAACUACACAUGUGAAGCCGCAAGAAAAUCAUAUUUAAAUGUGUAUCAAAUUAUUUAGAAAUGUUUACCCUGAUGUCACAUAUUGGCCUCUUUAUUUAUAGAAAGACUGUAGGCUAAGAUAGCCCUUCUGAGGUAGCAGUUACUGUAUGUCAGGCCUCGCAGCACCUGUGUGUGAAUGUGUGUGUAAAAAUGUUUGUGCGUUUACCUGUGUAAAAGUGUAUUAGCCUGUCUGCCCCUCCCUCUCUACAGGCUGAGAUGGGUCGUCUGAGGGAGAAGCUUCGCCAGGCCGAGGAGCAGCUCCAGGCGUCUCGCCAGCAGGCCGCCAUGUUGGCGUCGGAGCUCCGUGACUCAGCGAGUGCCCGCGACCGCACCAUGACCGAGCUGUACCGCGCCCGCCUGGAGGCCGACUCCCUCCGCGCCAGUCUGGCCGAUGCUCAGGCCGAGUGCCGGCGAAUGGAGACGCAGCUGGACCGCAUGAGGACCACCUCCCAACAGGAAGUGGUAAGGGGAACAUAUAUAUAUUAACAGAGUCUUACGGUUGGACCAGGAAGUAGCUUCAGGCUUGAACUUUCAAGGAUUUAUCUUUCUUAGUUUUUAAGGAUAGAAAUAGAAGAUGAAUUUACAACUGCUAUGUGCUGUAGACAGGUUUAGUAACAGAAUUCCAGUACUGAAUUAUUUUAUUUGUGCUGAACUACUCCCCCAUCCCCUGACCCCCUCUAUCUCCCCCUCCCUCUUUCUUAGGGUGUGGGGACCACCAGUGAGGGGGGGUGUGUGGUAUCUGAGGCGGAGGCUGAGCUACAGAGAGAGGUGGAGGAGCUGAAGCUGCGUCUCCACAUGGCCGCUGAGCACUACAAGGAGAAGUACAGGGAGUGUCAGCGGCUCCGCAGGCAGGUGGCCAAGCUCAGCGAGGCCCAGGGGGUGAGUCUGUCUGUCUGUCUGUCUGCAGAACUGUACUACACCACACCACAUCGUCACAGAGGCAUCUAGUGGUACACACCCAAGGUCACUGAUGGGUUGUGUGUGAAAUGGCACCCUCUUCCUUAUAUGGUGCCAUUUAGGGAAUAGGGUGCCAUUUCAUGCGCAGCCAAGCUGUCUCUUAUGUCCACAGCCUGAUUCAGCAACAGAAACAUUCUACCAAAUGACUGGGAUUUUGUCAUUGGGGUACAUCUCAAUGGUCUGAAGUGGCUUCCUCAACUUGUCAAUGCAUGAGAUUCUAUCAUUGAGGUGCAUCUCAAUAGUCAGAAGUGGCUUCCUCAACUUAUUUCCCCCUUAUGUCUGUAGGAGUCAAAGAGAAACGCUGCUACUGAGACGACACAGGAGCCACUGACACCCAGUCCAGAGUCACCUACCGCAGGUACUGACACAUACAUACACACACACUCUUUUCUCUUUAAUACUAAAUCCUCUAACUUGUGUGUGUUUGCAGGCAAUCUGGCUGCAGCUGUGCUGAGAGGAGACACUGAGAGGCCUGCAGUCCCUAAACGCAGGGAACACACACACACCAAUACAUUCUCAGGCAUGGAAACCAUGAGAGUAGGGGAGAAAGACUGGAAGGGGAUAAAUAGGGAAGUGAGUGGAGGAGAGGAAUGGAAAGAAGAGGGGAGGAAGGAGGACAGGAGUGUAGGAGGGGAGUUCAUGAGCGUGAAGAUGGAGAGUUGGGUGGAGGUGGAGAAUGAGAGUAGGAGUGCUGAAGAGGGGGAUGAGGGGAGGAGUGCGGAGGAGGUAGAGGGGGAUGAGGGGAGGAGUGCGGAGGAGGUAGAGGGGGAUGAGGGGAGGAGUGCAGAGGAGGUAGAGGGGGAUGAGAGGAGGAGUGCGGAGGAGGUAGAGGGGGAUGAGGGGAGGAGUGCGGAGGAGGUAGAGGGGGAUGAGAGGAGGAGUGCGGAGGAGGUAGAGGGGGAUGAGGGGAGGAGUGCGGAGGAGGUAGAGGGGGAUGAGGGGAGGAGUGCGGAGGAGGUAGAGAAAGAACAGACUCGUUCGGUGGAGGAGGAGCUGGCGAGGAUGGAGGAGAAGUGGGCGGAGCAGUGUGCUAUCAACGAGACGCUUAAACAGAGACUGGCCAAUGAGGAGGAGCGAUUCAGGGUGAGUCAUCCACACACUCACACACACGAUCAUGCUCACAUUUAACAACAUUUGUACACACACACACACACACACACGGACGCACACAUUCGGGCACACAAACACACCCAGUCUCUCUGCCAGGGUGAUAAGGUUGUGUCUAGGUCAGCCCUGUGAGGUUAGCUUGGUUGUUACUCUUCAUCCGUUCAUCACCAAGGUCCUCUACACUGAGUGUGUAUGUUUCUCACAAUUAAGUGUGUACUUCUCUCACAGUGAGGGUGUUUGUGUGUGUGUGUGUUUUCAGUUACAAUGUCACAUGCACAAGUACAGUGAAAUGCCUUCCUUUCUAGCUCUGUGUGUGUGUUUGACCUCUGGGAGUGAGUGUGGGUGUGUUUGACCUCUGGGAGUGGGUGUGUUUGACCUCUGGGAGUGAGUGUGGGUGUGUUUGUCCUCUGGGAGUGAGUGUGUGUGUGUGUGUUUGACCUCUGGGAGUGAGUGUGUGUGUGUGUGUGUGUGUGUGUUUGACCUCUGUGAGUGUGUGUGUGUUUGACCUCUGUGAGUGUGUGUGUGUUUGACCUCUGGGAGGGAGUGUGUGUGUGUUUGACCUCUGGGAGGGAGUGUGUGUGUGUUUGACCUCUGGGAGGGAGUGUGUGUGUGUUUGACCUCUGGGAGGGAGUGUGUGUGUGUUUGACCUCUGGGAGUGAGCGUGUGCUUGAUCUCUGGGAGUGAGCGUGUGCUUGAUCUCUGGGAGUGAGCGUAUGCUUGAUCUCUGGGAGUGAGCGUGUGCUUGAUCUCUGGGAGUGAGUGUAUGUUUAUCUGUGCAGUAAAUAGUAGGCUCUCUCCUUCGAUAGUGUCUCCAGAUAGAGAUAAAUACACACAGUUAGUAACCCCAGCCCUAAUGCUCCUGAGACAGACACAGAUACACAUGCUUUAUAGCUGUUUACAUCACACACACUGGGGAGGAUAUACGAGGAGGAGAUGAGACACGAGGAGGAGAGGGAAAAAAGAGGUGAGAGAGAGAGAGAGACAGCCUGCCUGCCUUUUGUAGUUGUUUGAGAAGAGCCCAGACACACACAGUCAUGUAAACUAUCCCACAGGGUCAAAGCUUUGUACAAGUGCUUGAUUUAUAUUCACCCCCAGUGCACUAGACUAGGUUAUGUCUGGGAUGGUGUAUACAUGAUGACUUGCAAUGGUUCCUUAAAGGCUAAAUCUGUAAGUUCUCUGUCCCUUGUGGCCAAUGGGUACAAUGUAUUUCUAAUGUUUGUCUGAUGGUCUGAUGUUUUUCCAACGUUUCCUCUGUGUAGAUCCAGAUGGCAGAGAGGGCCAUGGAGGUGACAGAGCUGAAGGAGAGUCUGGCUCAGGCCCUCAGAGAGAAGGACCAACUCAAGGAGGUACUAUGAACAUUCAUACAGCUGUCAUAGCAUAAGACCUCAGGAAAUACACAGUUUACACAACUGUUAAAACAUCAGGACACUGGACCCAUGAGCUGUCAUAUGUUUGAGAUGUUAUAAAGUGCUUUCAUAGAGCUACUGCUGAAGCCUGCAAGGGUUUAGCUGUUAUAAGCCUACCAAAAGCACUGGAUACCCCAACAUAGCUUCCUCCCUCUGCCCCAAUUUCUAGAUUCCAACUAAUGAUACACCCAUCCCUGUACACUAACCAUUAAAUGGUGCAAAUGCCAUCCUCCGUGUCUGUUUCACCCCCGCGGUCACUCUUUUUAAAAUGUUAUACCGGAUAGCCCUGCACUAAUGAAGUCAUCAAGAGAGGAAGGAAGAAAAAGGUGGGAAGGAGAAAGAAAGGAAAGAGGGGGGAAGUGGGCGAGCACCUUUAGCAUGCGAGAGCUAUGUGGGCUGGAGUUUGACACCUCGUACUGUAAGACUAGAUUAUUAUAGCAGUUGACUUCAGAUAGAACUGCUUGGAGUUCAAUGAUAGAAAACCCUGAAGUUGCUCCUAAUCUUAUAAUAUUACAAAGCUCCAAUGGAUCAUUUCAGAUCUAGGAGAGGUGUCUAGGAUAGGGUAUUUCAGACUGGGCAUAGAUAUGACAUCCUGCUUCAGUGGUACCUAGUCCAUGGCCAUGGAUAUUUAUACAAUGGGUGGGUCUAAUCCUGGAUGCUGAUUGGUUAAAACCGUGUUCCAGCCAUUGUGUAUUUCACAGACUACCACCAGCUAUGGUGGCUAAAUGCCUAUUUACUGUUCCAUCUGAAAAGUCACUGCGCUUCGGUCUCAGCCCAGCCAGGCAAUUGAUAAACCUGAUCUCCACUGUCCCAUAGAGAAUGAACGUGUCGGGACGAGACAGACGGCUUUCCUCAGCCAGUCGAUAUCAUGAAUUCGCAACAUUUUAUGGAUAAAUGCAAAGAAAUAUUAAUAGAAGAACAGGUAAAAACGAAAUGAAAUGCAGCUCGUUUGCUGUCUUUCCAGCUUCAGUUUGAAGUGAUUGUGUUAGCUGUGUAGUUGGCUAUCUAGCAAGGAGGAAAAGCCUGCAUAGCAACCAUUUUUGUUUGGCAUGGCAACGAUGCCAAUCGAACCAACUACCAGAUGGCUUGGAUAGCAACCUCGGGACUAUAUCCUCAUGGAAGGAUGAAAUGGUAUGAAUAAAUUCAUAGAAAUAAAGUUUUUAAUGAAAAUAUGUCAAUCAUUAUUUGAAUAUGUUGGUAACCAUUGUAUAAAAGUGAUAAUGCCCUCAAAGCCUUGGUUUGGAGGAAAUAUUGGAACAGUUUGCUGGCCCGAGACAACACCCAUGCCAAUAUAUCCUCCAAACCACGGCUUCUCUGGCAUUAUCACUUAAAUACAUAGCUAUAGUUACACAUACAGUCAUGCAUUUUCUGUAUAUCUAAGAUUGUGGCCCAGCCUGAAAGGACAUUUCACUCAUAAAUGUAAGUUUGUCAAAUGUUUUCAGACUUUACAAGUAGAGUAAUGUCAAGAUGAAACCACGCCCCAUGGCAUUGGUUUUGUAUAUCCAGCUAUAUGAAUGGAAAAGAUCAGCACCGUCUGAUUUCCUGGUUUUAUUCGGUGCUAAUAUUUUUUUCAAAUCAUUUAAGUUGUUCUCAGUGGCCAUCUCCUUGUCCCCAUACCAGGAGCUGCAGCAGUGUCAGGACCGACAGAGGGAGCAGGAGGCUGAUGGUCAGGGGUCAGAGGUCAAACAGCCCGUGUUGUUGCGCUACCCCCUGCCCUACCCCCAGGACCCCUCCCCACCCCCCCUGGUACCCCAGAGACCUGCAGAGCUGCAGUAUGGGAACCCCUACUCCACCGACAACACACGAGGUGAAACCCUCGGCCCCCAUCUAUCUAUCUGUCUGUCUCUUUGACUGUCAUCUCGACAGGCAUCUCUACAUCACUCUAGAUAUCUACAGUAUCUACAGGGGCGGCAGGUAGCCUGGCAGGGUAGGAGCGUUGGUUGCCGAAAGGUUGCUGGAUCGAAUCCCCGAGCUGACAAGGUAAAAAUCUGUCGUUCUGCCCCUGAGCAAAGCAGUUAACCCACUGUUGCCCGGGCGCCGAAGACGUGGGUAUCGAUUAAGGCAGCCCUCCGCACCACUCUGAUUCAGAGGGGUUGGGUUAAAUGCAGAAGACACAUUUCAGUUGAAUGCAUUCAGUUGUACAACUGACUAGGUAUCCCCCUUGUGUGACUAUGUGCUUUCUCCAUUUUUCUUCCCUAAAUUUUAUCUUACUCUACCAGUCUAUCUCAAUUGUCUCUCUCGAUCUCCCCCUCUCUUCUCGCUGUAGCUUCCCUCUCUGUCAACCCCUUACAUUCUCUCCCUCACAUCGGUCUGUUGAACCACAGCCACAUCUCCCUCUCUCCCACCUAAAGAGACACCGAUCCUGCUCGUUUUCAGUGGUGACACUUCCUGUUUCCUGUGUGAUUGUUGUGUUUUCUCCAGAUGGGGCAGACGGUGCCCUGUCCCCUGAGCAGAUGCCCCGCCCCCCUCCCGAGGCCCCUGGUGCAUUCGCCCCUCCGUGCGCGCCUCCGGCCACCCCCCCAUCCCCUGGUGCAGGUGCAGGCUGGGAGAGAGAGGUGGUCUGCAUCCAGCCCUCCUCCUCACGAAGCAUGAGCCCCCCUGACGGACUGGAGCACCCCCCCGAGGAGCCACGCAACGUGAGUUCACACACACACUGAGCAGACACUCUGCUAAGUUCUGUAACCUAGUCCUCUUUUAUUGCUGUUUGUGUAUGCCCAUUUCUGUCCUCCACCGCCAAUCCUUUUUCCACUUACACUGAAUAUACCAAACAUUAGGAACACCUUCCUAAUAUUGAGUUGCACCCCCCUUUGCCCUCAGAACAGCCUCAAUUCAUCAGGGCAUGGACUCUACAAGGUGUCGAAAGCGUUCAACAGGGAUGCUGGCCCAUGUUGACUCCAAUGCUUCCCACAGUUGUCAAGUUGUCCUUUCGACUACCAUACCCCGUUCAAAGGCACUUCGAUUUUUUUGUCUUGCCCAUUCACCCUCUGAAUGGCACACAUACACAAUCCAUGUCUCAAUUGUCUCAAGGCUUAAAAAUCCUUCUUUAACCUGUCUCCUCCCCUUCAUCUACACUGAUUUGAAGUGGAUUUAACAACUGACAUCAAUAAGUGAUCAUAGCUUUCACCUGGAUUCACCUGGUCAGUCUAUGUCAUGGAAAGAGCAGGUGUUCUUAAUGUUUUGUAUACUCAGUGCAUUUACUUUAGCUUGUUCUCUUGCAUACCACUUUCUAUUUCUACCUCUUGUCUCUACAGUGGGGGAAAAAAAGUAUUUAGUCAGCCACCAAUUGUGCAAGUUCUCCCACUUAAAAAGAUGAGAGAGGCCUGUAAUUUUCAUCAUAGGUACACGUCAACUAUGACAGACAAAAUGAGGAAAAAAAAUCCAGAAAAUCACAUUGUAGGAUUUUUAAUGAAUUUAUUUGCAAAUUAUGGUGGAAAAUAAGUAUUUGGUCACCUACAAACAAGCAAGAUUUCUGGCUCUCACAGACCUGUAACUUCUUCUUUAAGAGGCUCCUCUGUCCUCCACUCGUUACCUGUAUUAAUGGCACCUGUUUGAACUUGUUAUCAGUAUAAAAGACACCUGUCCACAACCUCAAACAGUCACACUCCAAACUCCACUAUGGCCAAGACCAAAGAGCUGUCAAAGGACACCAGAAACAAAAUUGUAGACCUGCACCAGGCUGGGAAGACUGAAUCUGCAAUAGGUAAGCAGCUUGGUUUGAAGAAAUCAACUGUGGGAGCAAUUAUUAGGAAAUGGAAGACAUACAAGACCACUGAUAAUCUCCCUCGAUCUGGGGCUCCACGCAAGAUCUCACCCCGUGGGGUCAAAAUGAUCACAAGAACGGUGAGCAAAAAUCCCAGAACCACACGGGGGGACCUAGUGAAUGACCUGCAGAGAGCUGGGACCAAAGUAACAAAGCCUACCAUCAGUAACACACUAUGCCACCAGGGACUCAAAUCCUGCAGUGCCAGACGUGUCCCCCUGCUUAAGCCAGUACAUGUCCAGGCCCGUCUGAAGUUUGCUAGAGUGCAUUUGGAUGAUCCAGAAGAGGAUUGGGAGAAUGUCAUAUGGUCAGAUGAAACCAAAAUAUAACUUUUUGGUAAAAAACUCAACUCGUCGUGUUUGGAGGACAAAGAAUGCUGAGUUGCAUCCAAAGAACACCAUACCUACUGUGAAGCAUGGGGGUGGAAACAUCAUGCUUUGGGGCUGUUUUUCUGCAAAGGGACCAGGACGACUGAUCCGUGUAAAGGAAAUAAUGAAUGGGGCCAUGUAUCGUGAGAUUUUGAGUGAAAACCUCCUUCCAUCAGCAAGGGCAUUGAAGAUGAAACGUGGCUGGGUCUUUCAGCAUGACAAUGAUCCCAAACACACCGCCCGGGCAACGAAGGAGUGGCUUCGUAAGAAGCAUUUCAAGGUCCUGGAGUGGCCUAGCCAGUCUCCAGAUCUCAACCCCAUAGAACAUCUUUGGAGGGAGUUGAAAGUCCGUGUUGCCCAGCGACAGCCCCAAAACAUCACUGCUCUAGAGGAGAUCUGCAUGGAGGAAUGGGCCAAAAUACCAGCAACAGUGUGUGAAAACCAUGUGAAGACUUACAGAAAACGUUUGACCUGUGUCAUUGCCAACAAAGGGUAUAUAACAAAGUAUUGAGAAACUUUUGUUAUUGACCAAAUACUUAUUUUCCACCAUAAUUUGCAAAUAAAUUCAUUAAAAAUCCUACAAUGUGAUUUUCUGGAUUUUUGUUUCUCAUUUUGUCUGUCAUAGUUGAUGUGUACCUAUGAUGAAAAUCAUCUUUUUAAGUGGGAGAACUUGCACAAUUGGUGGCUGACUAAAUACUUUUUUCCCCACUGUAUCCCUCUCCUCUGUCCCGUCUUUACCAUGUUUCUUUCCUUUCCAUAUCCCCUGUUUUUACCCUCUAACCAUUUAUGUUCUUUAUCUUCCUCUUAUCUCUCUCCCUCUCUUACACCCUCCAUCUCUUCCUCCCUCUCUCCCUGCUGUUUCGUUCCCCUAUAUACACCUUUCAAACCAAUACGUUCCUUUGCCAACUUUAGCAUUCCGCCAACUUCUUUCCGCCUUUUCUUUAUAUCUGAAAAGUGUUGCCAGUAUCAAAGCCUAAACUUUAAUUUCAGCGAACCAACCUAGUCAUGAUUGGGGUAAAGUUCUGCCUACGGCUUUGCAUGAAAUGUAGCCGUAAUGCUGAGGCGCCAUUGGCACGCACUACGCUGUUAAGUUCUUGAUGGUUGCUAGGCAGUGCCCAUUACUACUAUCCUCCUGGCAGUUGUAAACUUGCAUGUCACUUCACCCAUCUCUUCGCAUAGCCCAGCACAUGUACUGUUUUCUUAACCCAGCGUUUCCCUAACUCUGUCCUGGGGACCCCAAAGGGUGCACGUUUUUGUUUUUUGCCCUAGCACUACACAUCUGAUUCAAAUAAUCAAAGCUUGAUGAUUAUUUAAAUCAGCUGUGUAGUGCUAGGUCAAAAAACAAAACGUGCACCCCCUGGGGUCCCCAGGACCGAGUUUGGGAAACGCGGUCUUAACCACAACAUUUUUUUCUUUAUUUUUCACUGACUCUCAGUUUGGAUAUUGGUUAGGCUACAAUUAUGCUGUGGUAAUAUUAGCUGAGUUGAGGUGAGUGCUGCUCAUGAUCAUCUUGGCUCAUUUAUUAGCACUGAUCAGAACAUUUUGCCAGCAUGUUAUGUAGUUUAACAAGUGGAUUAUUUUGCUAUUCACUCGCAGUCGCUUAUGCUGCGUUCAAAACACCUGGGAACUCGGAAAUCUCGGACUUCAGUGCGUUCAAAACAACCGGGAACUCUGGGGGGGAAAAAAGAGCUCAGACUGGGGAAAAAUCUUUUUGAACGGUCAUCCAACAAGGCAUUUCAACUCGGGAACUAUUUCGUUGAAGGUGAAGUUCACCAAUUUUUACAUGUGGCCUUAUUUUCACACUUUCUGUGCUUGUAGUUGAUCCCUCAAACUGUUUAUUUUAUUUUGUUAUAGAGAAAAUUGUUUGUCACAUUUUUCUGAGACCUCACUUGCCAUUGACUACAAUGCAUUAUUAAAAUGUGUCUAAAGCAUGUUAUGAAACGCUCCAAACACUCCAAACACUCAUAUUACAUCAGAAUCUCAUUCUGCACAAAAUUAUUUAUUUAUUUUUCACUCCAUGUUUGAAUAAUGCUGUUUAUAACAAAAAUAUGCAAAUAUGGAUUUAUGGGACAGUGGAACAUAAAAAAUAAAAAAUAAAAAAUGGAUUGCAGAGAUUUAUCCAGAAUGAGAUUCUGAUGUAAUAUGAGUUGGUUUGGAGUGUUUUGGAGCAUUUUAUAACAUGCUUAGACACAUUUUCAUAAUGCAUUGUAGUCAAUGGCAAGUGAUGACUCUCUAACGAAACAAAAUAUUUAAAAAACAGUUUGGGUGAUCAACUACAAGCACAGAAAGAGUGACAAUAAGGCCACAUGUAAAAAUGGGUGAACUUCCCCUUUAAUUGGUUUCUGGCUGGGCAAAUAAGUGAAGGUGGUAUAGCUCAUCUAUAUGUUUGCUCAUUUAUCACUGAUCAGAAACAUUUAGCAUGCAAUAAUGUAGCCUAAAUCGAGUGUAGGCCUAUUAUUUUGCUCGAUCGCGUAUAGUAGUGUUUCCGCUACAGUCAUUUAACUGUGGCGCUGCGCCACGGUAAAAUCAUUGCCACCACACCAAAGAAUAUGAAACAUGAAAAAAUAUUUGUCAAGGCGUACUUUGAAGAUGCUAGAACAGUCCAUAUUAACUUUUCCUCUGCAAACAAAUAAGUAAUGAAUAGAAAAAUCUGACAACCCCAUAGUAGAAUAGUUUAUCUAUUUACCUAGUCGGCUUGUUGUGUGUUCUAUGCGUGAUACAUUUUCCUCUCGAGACGCAUUCAAGUUACGAGUGCCAUAGGGAGGGAAACUUGCAUUCUGACAAGCAGUCAAUGCACAACAAUUCUUGCAAUCAUGCAAGAAAUGGCAUUUGUUAAAAAGAGGGCGAUCCCAGCUUUCCAUUCCUACUUUAUUUCUCAACUCCUAAAUACUGUAUGUUCAAACUGUACCCUUUUAAACCCAGAGUUUUUAACAGCGUCAUGGUUGAGCUUGUUACCGCUACGCAAUUUGCCAUGAGUGCGAAUUAUUUAAGAAUGAUGGAGGCCACUGUUCUUGGGGACCUUCAAUACUGCAGAAAUAUUUUGGUACACUUCCCCAGAUCUGUGCCUCGACAAUCCUGUCUCGGAGCUCUACAGACAAUUCUUUCGACCUCAUGGCUUGGUUUUUGCUCUGACAUGCACUGUCAACUGUGGGACCUUAUAUACACUGCUCAAAAAAAUUAAGGGAACACUAAAAUAACACAUCCUAGAUCUGAAUGAAUGAAAUAAUCUUAUUAAAUACUUUUUUCUUUACAUAGUUGAAUGUGCUGACAACAAAAUCACACAAAAAUUAUCAAUGGAAAUCAAAUGUAUCAACCCAUGGAGGUCUGGUUUGGAGUCACCCUCAAAAUUAAAAUGGAAAACCACACUACAGGCUGAUCCAACUUUGAUGUAAUGUCCUUAAAACAAGUCAAAAUUAGGCUCAGUAGUGUGUGUGGCCUCCAUGUGCCUGUAUGACCUCCCUACAACGCCUGGGCAUGCUCCUGAUGAGGUGGCGGAUGGUCUCCUGAGGGAUCUCCUCCCAGACCUGGACUAAAGCAUCCGCCAACUCCUGGACAGUCUGGUGCAACGUGGCGUUGGUGGAUGGAGCGAGACAGGAUGUCCCAGAUGUGCUCAAUUGGAUUCAGGUCUGGGGAACAGGCGGUCCAUAGCCUCAAUGCCUUCCUCUUGCAGGAACUGCUGACACACUCCAGCCACAUGAGGUCUAGCAUUGUCUUGCAUUAGGAGGAACCCAGGGCCAACCGCACCAGCAUAUGGUCUCACAAGGCGUCUGAGGAUCUCAUCUCGGUACCUAAUGGCAGUCAGGCUACCUCUGGCGAGCACAUGGAGGGCUGUGCGGCCCCCCAAAGAAAUGCCACCCCACACCAUGACUGACCCACCGCCAAACCGGUCAUGCUGGAGGAUGUUGCAGGCAGCAGAACGUUCUCCACGGCGUCUCCAGACUCUGUCACGUGCUCAGUGUGAACCUGCUUUCAUCUGUGAAGAGCACAGGGCGCCAGUGCCGAAUUUGCCAAUCUUGGUGUUCUCUGGCAAAUGCCAAACGUCCUGCACGGUGUUGGGCUGUAAGCACAACCCUCACCGGUGGACGUCGGGCCCUCAUACCACCCUCAUGGAGUCUGUUUCUGACCGUUUGAGCAGACACAUGCACAUUUGUGGCCUGCUGGAGGUCAUUUUGCAGGGCUCUGGCAGUGCUCCUCCUGCUCCUCCUUGCACAAAGGCGGAGGUAGCAGUCCUGCUGCUGGGUUGUUGCCCUCCUACGGCCUCCUCCAUGUCUCCUGAUGUACUGGCCUGUCUCCUGGUAGCGCCUCCAUGCUCUGGACACUACGCUGACAGACACAGCAAACCUUCUUGCCACAGCUCGCAUUGAUGUGCCAUCCUGGAUGAGCUGCACUACCUGAGCCACUUGUGUGGGUUGUAGACUCCGUCUCAUGCUACCACUAGAGUGAAAGCACCGCCAGCAUUCAAAAGUGACCAAAAUAUCAGCCAGGAAGCAUAGGAACUGAGAAGUGGUCUGUGGUCACCACCUGCAAAACCAGUCCUUUAUUGGGGGUGUCUUGCUAAUUGCCUAUAAUUUCCACCUGUUGUCUAUUCCAUUUGCACAACAGCAUGUGAAAUGUAUUGUCAAUCAGUGUUGCUUCCUAAGUGGACAGUUUGAUUUCACAGAAGUGUGAUUGACUUGGAGUUACAUUGUGUUGUUUAAGUGUUCCCUUUAUUUUUUUGAGCAGUGUAGAUAGGUGUGUGCCUUUCCAAAUCAUGUCCAAUGAAUUGAAUUUACCACAGGUGGACUCCAAUGGUGAAAUGGUGACAUUAAGUGGUUUCUGAGAGAAGUACAGGCGCGUUACCCACAGAUGGCGUUUUACCCCACGUUACCCUAACAGGGAGCCCUAACUUAUAUUCACUUAUGCAAGUUUUUGGGGACAUAAAAUUCCUCAAUAGGAUGCUAACUAGUUAAAAGGUUACACUUUGGAUCUAGCUAAUGGUUAGCCCAAUAGGGUAAAUGCAGAUAGGCAACCCCAUGCUUCAUCCUAUUUAUUUAUUGCGACUAUGCUGCAUCAGAUGGGCUACAGGUUGAUAAUGCUUAUUGCUAAUAGCAUACCUGAUAAUAUGGACCAUCCAUAGGCUAUAUGCAUGGUCCAAUAUGUUAAAAUAAUUAAUAAUAAUAACGUUUUGAGGGAGCGUGCAAUUGGCAUACUGACUGCAGGAAUGUCCACCAGAGCUGUUGCCAGAGAAUUGAAUGUUCAUUUCUCUACCAUAAGCCGCCUCCAUCGUCGUUUUAGAGAAUUUGACAGAACAUGGCGUUGUGUGGGCGAGCGGUUUGCUGAUGUCAAUGUUGUGAACAGAGUACCCCAUGGUGGCGCUGGGGUUAUGGUAUGGGCAGGCAUAAGCUACGGGCAACGAACCCAAUUUUAUUUUAUCAGGCAAUUUGAAUGCACAGAAAUACAGUGACGAGAUCCUGAGGCCCAUUGUGAGGCCCUUUUUUUUUAAGGGAUCUGUGACCAACAGAUGCAUCUCUGUAUUCCCAGUCAUGUGAAAUCCAUAGAUUAGGGCCUAAUUUAUUUAUUUCAAUUGACUGAUUUUCUCAUAUGAACUGUAACUCCGUAAAAUCUUUGAAAUUGUUGCAUGUUGCAUUUAUAUUUUGGUUCAUUAUACAUAAAUAAGAUCUGGGGGGACCCCCCCUGCCUGGAGAUUGUGAAAUAUGAACACGAGACUCGCAUGCUUUUGAAAUGUUAUAGAUUGCUAUUAUUUUCUAUUGGUAUCCUCUGUAGCUCAAUUGGUAGAGCAUGGCGCUUGUAACGCCAGGGUAGUGGGUUCGAUCCCCGGGACCACCCAUACGUAAACAUGACUGUAAGUCGCUUUGGAUAAAAGCGUCUGCUAAAUGGCAUAUUAUUAUGAUGAAGAUACUCUCUCAAUGUAAGACCCUAAGCCUGCUCCCAAACAAAGUGGAGUAAGGGUAGGAAAGCAAUGAAAUAUGACAGUGGUUCCACACGUUGCUGUGACACAAAAAUAUUAUUUGUAUUUUAUUCUGUUAUUUCAUUUAUAUUCUUAGCCUACUAUAAAAUGUGUGUUGACUGUGAUCAGGGUAGCCUAAGUGUGUCUUGUCUGUUUAAUGAACAAAAUAACUAUAGGCUGCGCAGACCAGUAACAUAAUUAAACUCAAAAUAUGCCAUUCUAUUCUUUUGAAAAUAAAUGUUAUUAGUUUUAUAAUGUUUCUUAGGACCUGCCUAAAACAAAUUAAUGAUUUCUUUGUGAUGGUGAAUAUUCAAUGGAUUUAUUAAAGUAGGAGUCCCACAUCUACUCCCACUCCUAAACUUGCUGGCAUGUGCACAGGAGAUAUAAAAGGCUUGUCCGGGCAAGAAUGUGGUAUAAAUGGGACUGUACGAAUUGGGUUCUAAAAAAUUGCCAGAUAUUUUAUUUUAUUUUAUUUUUUAUUUUACUGGCAACAUACUGUAAAGGGUAUUAAACAGGAGGACCCCAGGGUGACCAGAGAGAUGGUAGAGGAGAGUUAAUUUAAAUAAAAGUCAAAUUAACGUCUCCCACUCUGAGCUCGUUAGUGUUAGACUGACGACCGCGGGGGCUGGAUGAGGCUAAUUGGUAGAAGUUGCCCUUGGGCGCAGAUCUAGGAUCAGUUUAUCCUCCCCAAAUCCAGACCUCAAGCAUUAGGGAGGGAAAUGCAAAAUUGACCUUAGAUCAGUUACUAUAGGCAACUUCAAGGGUGUAUUGGGAGGGCAUCGCAGACUCACACACUGCUCUUCACUGAUACACUGGUAUCAUGACCCUCUCCUCUCUAGCUCUAUUAACGCACUAUUAACCUUUGGAGAGAGCCAUCAGUGUUCAGACAGCCAUGGUUUCUACUAGAGAGAGUGUGUGUGUGUGUUGCAUGCAGUAAUGGUGUGUGUAUAUUAUAGGUCGGUGAUGGGGAGCAGCCUGCCUGCAAUCAUCAGGCCAGCAGCAGACGCAACGACAACAGGGGCAGCUUCUGUUUCGACCCCAGGUAACACACACUCCACACAGACAAUACAGAAAAUGCUAUCCCAGCUUUACCAACACACACAAAACCUAACCCUACUCUCUCGCUCCCCCUCUCUCCUCUCUGCUCCUCCUCUCUCGCUCUCCUUCUCUCUCUGCUCCCCUUCUCUCUUUGCUCCCCCUCUCUCUGCUCCCUCUCUCUCCCUUUCUGUCCCACUCUCUCCUCCACAUCUGACUCUACUCUUUCCUACCCCCCCUUCCCCCUCCCUCAGUAGUGAGGUCCACAAGCGCUGUCCGUUGUGCGAGGUGAUCUUCCCGCCCCAUUUUGAGCAGCGUAGCUUUGAGCAGCAUGUGGAGAGCCACUGGAAGGUGUGUCCCGUGUGCUCUGAGCAGUUCCCCCUCGACUGCCAUCAGCAGCUCUUCGAGAAGCACGUGCUCACACACUUUGACGGCCAUGUGCUGAACUUCGACAACAUGGAGUAG